Acanthoscelides obtectus is the source of this 427-nucleotide messenger RNA. Lineage: Eukaryota; Metazoa; Arthropoda; Insecta; Coleoptera; Chrysomelidae. The record is from the annotation of a GenBank genome assembly.
AUGUAAUCACAACUUCCUCAUGUUAGGAUCUCUAGGUAUCCUAAAAAUGCAGAUAUUUCCUCGAAUUACCAAUUAACAAUUAAUUCUCACACAAAAAUGACUGUGAAACUUCAUUGCAACAAUUCACCGGACUGCAAGAUUCAACCAUUUUUAAACAAAUAUCACAUAAAACAACAGCUCUUGAAGGCUGUCCGGCAUAAAAAUGUUUAUAAUAAUUGUCGCAAACUAUCACUAUUAAUCUUUAACGUCACUAAAAACAAACAUUCACCAAAAAUCCUUAGAACAUAUAUGGAAAUACCACAAUGGACCACGAUGUUUUGCCAAUGUUUUGCCCUGACUAGCGCUAUCCUUCUCGUUUCUCAUUCUAGCCGCAAUGAAGUCGCGUUACGCCUGUUUCAUCAGUGUUGACAGUUCAUUGGUCUAAAUC